CCCGCUGUUUACACCUCAACAACACGUUUGCCUCAGAUUACUGCCGUCUUUGGAAGUAUGUGAAUUCAGGUUAUUUUUUCUGUGCGUUAAAAGUCAUGACGAUUUACAACAAGAAUGGAAGCUUAGCAGUAACACUAGUGCAACAAUUGACAACAGCAACUACCAGAACAGCGCAGGCAAUGAACAAAACCAAUGUUACAGGCGGUGCAGCCCCCGGUCCCGGUGUUGGCAUACAACUUGACGAUGAGGAUGACUUUGCCGAACGGGAUGUAGAUAAAUGGAACAAUGUGCAGAAAAUCGUCGUGAUUCUUUAUGACGUGAACAUUGCAUUUGCCAUUAUCCAAUCAGUGAUAGGCCUACUUCUAUUCCUCACUAUCCUUGACAAGAACCUGCGGGGAAAAUCACAAAUGUGGUACCUGUAUCACUUGACGUUACUCGUUAUUUUCACCGGACUUUUUCUUCACCCAUUUGCACACGGUGAGAAUUAUACAAAGGACAAACAGAGUUGUUACUUUUUGAUGUACAGUGCGGAGUAUAUCUUUUUUGGUGUAGGGAUGAACGUUAUUCUAGUAAAUUUGGAAAUAUUUUUCACAAAGAUUCUUACGCUUCAGAAAUGGGAGUCUAACCCGUUCUACAGAUUUUUAAUGUCGAUGGCGCUCGGGUGGCUUAUCGUCUGUAUGAUUAUUUCCCACGUGAUUAUCAAUAACAAUUAUGGAAGUCAGGACAAAUACAAGUUCUGUUUUGUCCUCAAAGACCUAUCAGUUCGACGGGCAAGAAUUGUCUUUCGCGCUCUCAUACCGGCAAUCGUCUGCUUCCUGUUUUUAAUUUGCACCGUAGUUACGUAUUACCUGAAACGGUCACGGAUCACUUUUACGACAAUGACUGGUGAGUUGAAGGAAAUCCGGACAGAGAGCCGCGACGACGAAUCACAAUGGCUUAUGUGUCAAGUCUUCAUAAACAUUGUGUAUUUGACUCGAGCACUAACCAUUGUGGCUUUACACUUCAACGGUAUCAUACGUACUCCGGAUGAAUAUUUAGUUGUUGUAUUUGUUAUAUUUGUUCAUGUACAAACACUGUACACUUUACCAUUCUGCAUGUUUUUCAUUUACGACGUGCGCCAGUCACUGAAAUGUCUCCUACUCAAGGUCAUACAAAAAUUGUCGUUUGGUAAACUAAGGGUAGGAGAUGACUUGGAGAAUCUGGCUGUAAGUUUUGGAAACCCAUCCCAUGUCGGGACCGAUUAGGAGAUUAAUUUUGAGUAUUACAUUAACUUAAACAUAUAAUGAUGAAGUUCAAGCUUCGUAAUAGAUUUAUUAUCAAUGAUAUACUAGUAGUUUCCAAUAUGCAUAUAUUUGUAUACAACAAUUAAACAGAUAUAUAGUCGUA
This is a messenger RNA of Ruditapes philippinarum (Manila clam), 1386 nucleotides long. RefSeq lists its product as uncharacterized. The record is from RefSeq and is a predicted model, not a curated record. Lineage: Eukaryota; Metazoa; Mollusca; Bivalvia; Venerida; Veneridae. The transcript is spliced from 4 exons. Bases 96 to 1244 code for a protein of 382 amino acids.